This is a messenger RNA of Daucus carota subsp. sativus, 2251 nucleotides long. RefSeq names its product rust resistance kinase Lr10. The coding region runs from base 72 to 2057 and encodes 661 amino acids. Gene Ontology annotation, molecular function: ATP binding; protein kinase activity. The transcript is spliced from 4 exons. Lineage: Eukaryota; Viridiplantae; Streptophyta; Magnoliopsida; Apiales; Apiaceae. The record is from RefSeq and is a predicted model, not a curated record. Gene Ontology annotation, biological process: protein phosphorylation.
ACUAAAAUUCAACAUAUAUUCAUAACAGUUAACAGAUGAACCUCUAGAUUUCAAUAUGGCAGUAGUUGAGCAUGUUUUUUUUUUUUUUGACGAAAGUUGAGCAUGUUUUUGAGUUGCUUGUAUUUGUAAUCAGUUAUAGUAUUUUCAUGAGGCUGGAAGGUGCAGCAGCACAAAAUGAAGCGUGCAACAGGGUAACACGGUGCGGAUCGACUGAAAUACGAUUCCCUUUUCAUCUCAAAGAAAGAGAUAAGCAGCAUAAGGAAGAUCACUGUGUCUUCCCACCUGGUUUUCAACUCUCUUGUGAAUAUGUCUACCAAGAGUUCUUUAUUCCGAAGUUGGAGUUUAAAUACCAGGUCAACACCUCUCAUUCCGGUCUCUACCUUUCACUCUCUGUUAAUGCUUCAGUCGUUUCUAUCAACUACAGAUCACAGCAGCUCCUGUUCGUAUUAGAUUCCCCUGAAUACGGCCGUGAUAUCAGACAACACUACUACUCCCGCAACAGCCACCAUUAUAAUUACAACAACUUGCCUAAGUACCCUUUCAAACCUUUUACAUUGACCGACACCCCAUCAACUAAUAGUGAACUUCAUGAUUUAGAAGUCGGCAUCUAUAGUAACUACACAUUUUACAAUUGUUCAAUAACAAAAGAUAUUGUUGGUGAGAAUGCUGGUGGAAAUAUAUUAAUAUGGUCUGUCCCUUCUUUAGGAGGUCGUGGUUAUGAAGUCUAUGCCGUUUAUUCUCCACUGGAAACUAUUCUAUAUCCCAUGACAUCUUGCACCAAGAUGUACAACGUUUCCAAUGUCCCCUAUAAUGCAGGAGGGCUAUCUUGGUCUGGACCUAAUUGUGGUGACUGCGAGGCCAAAGGACAGUACUGCAAAUUUAAACCAAACAGCACUAUUCUCACCCAAUGCCACACCAAAGGUCAUUCUUCAUACCAACUUCUUAUGGCUGGUAAAGUGGUCGGUAUCUCAAUGGUGUUGGUUACUCUGGUAGUGUUGUAUUAUGCUACCAAGUCAUAUAAACAAAAGAAAAAACACCUGCUGAAGAUUGAAGUGUUUCUGGAGGACUACAAAGCUCUAAAGCCCUCAAGGUACUCUUAUGCCGACAUUAGGAAGAUCAGCAACAACUUCAAUGUUAAAUUAGGAGAAGGAGGUUAUGGAUCGGUGUACAAGGGACAACUUUCAAAUGAUGUUUUUGUUGCCAUUAAGGUCCUGAAUGAUAAGGUUGACGACAAAAGAAGUGGAGAAGAUUUCAUAAAUGAAGUUAGUACAAUCGGCUUAAUCCACCAUGUAAACGUGGUUCGCCUAGUUGGAUACUGCGCUGAUAGCUGUAGAAGAGCACUUGUGUACGAGUUUCAACCAAACAAUUCACUGGAGAAAUAUGUUUAUUCUAGGGAAAUUCAAAAUAAAGCAUUUCUUGGUUGGGAAAAGAUGAAAGAUAUUGCUCUUGGGAUAGCCAAAGGUAUUGAGUAUCUUCAUCGAGGUUGUGCCCAGCCAAUCCUCCACUUUGAUAUCAAACCUCACAACAUUUUGUUGGACCGCAAUUUUAAUCCAAAAAUAGCAGAUUUUGGUUUAGCAAAGUUGUGCACCACAGGACAAAGUAUGGUUUCUAUGACUAUGGCUAGGGGGACAAUAGGCUAUAUUGCACCAGAAGUAUUUUCGAGGAAUUUUGGGAAAGUGUCAUCCAAAUCGGAUGUUUAUAGCUUUGGUAUGUUGUUGCUUGAAAUGGUUGGAGCAAGGGAUCAUACUUCAGCAGGAACAGAGAACACCAGUGAAGCAUAUUUUCCUGAAUGGGUUUUUCAUCAGCUUGAACAAGGGAGAGAAACGAGAAGCCAGAUUGAGGAAGAGGUAAAUAACAACAUAGCAAAAAAGCUCACUAUAGUGGGACUUUGGUGCAUAAAUUGGCACCCAGGAGAUCGCCCUUCCAUGAAACAUGUGAUUCAAAUGCUCCAAGAAGAAGAUUGCCCAGCCAUACCUCCUAAUCCGUUUAGCUCUGCUAGUGAAAAAACGGCGUCCAUGUUUAGCAACAUGCUUGAUGCAAUUUCUGAAUCAGACUGAGUGGAGCAUCUUUAAGAAACUCAGAAGAUGAGUAAAAAUUGAGCUAGAGACUGGAGACACAUGAUUUGCUGCUGACUUGCAAACAAAUCCUCAGGGCUUCAUAAUAAUGAUUAAUGACAUCACAUAAUCUGUUUAUGAUAUAUUUAAUAUUCUUAAAUUAAAUAAUCUAUGGCACUGCAUUAUUAGUCUGAAGA